Parathielavia appendiculata is the source of this 969-nucleotide messenger RNA. RefSeq lists its product as uncharacterized. Bases 1 to 969 code for a protein of 322 amino acids. The transcript has a single exon. The record is from RefSeq and is a predicted model, not a curated record. NCBI's taxonomy places the organism in Eukaryota, Fungi, Ascomycota, Sordariomycetes, Sordariales, Chaetomiaceae.
AUGUCGCUCGCUCGGGCAUUCACGACCCGAAGGGUCAAGCAGAGCUUGGAGGCGGCCGAGGCAGGAAAGGCACCCCAUCACAGCAACUCGACCAACUUGAAGUCAUCAGUCGGCUCUCUCCGCCACAAGAUCUCGAGCCCAAUUGAACUCAUUCACACCACCAAUAUGCUGUCAUACAAUGCCCCAGAUAUCCAUCCCAUGUCGGCGUCCUCCACGGGCUCUUCCCAGAGAUCCGACGACGACAUGUCGGACAGCGGCCUCACAAACGGCACCACUCCCCCCACAAGUCCCGACGUCGAGUCUUCCUCAAAGCGAUCUCUCUCACCGGAACCAAACCACCUGUCGAGCCUUUUCGCCGCCCCCGGCCACCACCAGGCACCGGCGCCCGCGAUACAGCCAGAAGUGCCAGUGAUCCCACGACGCACAGUCUCGCACUCCCAGAAACCGUACAACACCCUCGUGCGGCAACGGUCGGCGUCAGCACUAUCACAGCAGUCCCAUCGCACCGUCUCGACGAAAGCCAGUUUCAGCUUCUCGCGGUCGUCGUCCACCAGCACAAAUACCAGCGUCAGCUCGACCCCGAUGUACCACCACAAAUCCAAGCUCUCGGGCGCGGCUUCCGCUUCGGCAUCAAGCGCGACCGCGCCAUUCCCACCUGCCUCGCCUCCCCGGCCGCAACCGCCCAGCCAGUCGCAGCAUCAACAACAGCACAGGAAGGAGUACUCGGACACGCAACACCCGCUCAUCCAGCACCCGUUCGGGCCCGAGCUGGCCCAGGUGUCGGAGCUCGCAGAGGAGUACGGCGUCAAGGAGCAGGUGACAACCGGCGUGGACGACGCAGAGGAGCAGGAGAUGCUCGCGCGGGGCCUGCGCAAGUUCAGCGCCGACGAGUACCUGAGCGAGGUCCGCGCCUUGUUUGCGAGCUUCAUAAUCCCCGCGCCUAGGCCGGUCGCGGCGGCAUGGAUCUGA